Molecule: messenger RNA, 2655 nt
Organism: Populus trichocarpa (black cottonwood)
Lineage: Eukaryota; Viridiplantae; Streptophyta; Magnoliopsida; Malpighiales; Salicaceae
Product: probable L-type lectin-domain containing receptor kinase S.5
Exons: 3
Coding region: 367-2451 (694 amino acids)
Biological process (GO): protein phosphorylation
Cellular component (GO): plasma membrane
Molecular function (GO): protein kinase activity; carbohydrate binding; ATP binding
Source: RefSeq, a predicted model, not a curated record
CUCUCUCUCUCUAUAUAUAUAUAUAUAAAUUAAAUAAAUAAGAUCGAUACUAGAAGUAGUUUCAUUUUUUCUUCUCCUGGUAAGUGUUUUGAAUUUGUUCUACUUGUUGAAUGAGCUUUUGUCUACAUCAAUUGUCAAUUUUCCAAAACAAUGAAAGUGAGAAGAUUAGGAGUAAUUGCAUUUCUUGGGUCUCAAGUUUCAAAAUAGUGCCGGCCACUCACAGCUUUCCAAAUGCAUACAAAAAGAGGAAUUUAUAUUGUCCAAUAAUCCGAAUCUCUCUUCAAACAUCACUGUUUUCAACUAGAAAACAACACUACAUUACAACAGACACUUCAAUUGCCUGUAGAAUCGAGUCAGGACUUAUAUAUGUGUAAGAAAAAUAACAGAAGUCUUGGGCUCUAUUCUGUAGCCACAGCAAUGGGUAUUCUUCUCUUCCUAAUCUGCAUCUUUCUCAAUGAAGCAGCUCUAUACCAAGCUUCUUUAGAUCCCAGUGUGAAGGAGACAUCCUUCUCGUACCCCUCGUUCGAUGCUGAUAGUUGCAAUACUACCCUGAUAUGUAUGGGCUCAGUAACCGUUGGCGACAGGCGCUUGAAACUUACACCAGAACCACUGCCAGUCGAUUUGAACUCGACACAACCUGUGCUGAAGGACCAGAUAGGCAGGGUUCUAUUUCAUCAGCCUGUGAUUGCAUGGCCCGCGUAUAUCAAUACAACGUUCACAGUCAGGAUUUUUACCUUUCCAAAUACGACCACCAAUGGAGAUGGGAUGACGUUUAUUAUGGCUCAGAAUAACAGCCCUUCUCCACCUGACAGCAAGGGCUCAUAUCUUGGAGUCCUGGAUAAGUCAACAGAAGGUGGUGUUACUCGACAGAUAGCUGUGGAGCUUGACACUUACCCGAAUGAGUUCGAUCCAGAUGGAAACCAUAUGGGCAUUGAUACAACAAGCAUAACAAAUCCAGUAGUAGCUAAGAGUCUGAACAGAACAGGCAUUUACCUUACAAGUGGAAGAGAUAUCACGGUUCAAAUUGUUUACGAUAGCUCGACAGAGGAGCUCCAAAUAUUUGUUGCUUAUGCAGGGAACCCACUAGUGAGUUUCCUGAAUCAGUCUAUUGACAUGUCAAAAUGGGUUCCGAAUUCUGUUUAUGUAGGCUUCACAGCCGCUACAGGGCCUUUCUCAGAGGCUCAUGAGGUUUUGAAUUGGACUUUUCAGUCAACAUCAUUGCCAGACUUGAAGAAAGCUUCUGAGAAAGAAAAUAGAAAAAGGUUCUUCUUGACUGUUGCAAUUGUCGUGGCAGGAUUGGGGGUGCUGAUACUAUUCACUUUACCGCUUGCUUUAAGGGAUUUAAGGAAGAGAAAAGAGAGGAGUAAAAGGAGAGCUGAAAUUGAAAGCCGGUCAAUGAGAGCAGCAAAUGCACCCAAAAUGUUUACAUAUAGACAACUCUCAAAGGCUACUCUUAAAUUCAGCAAGGAAAACCUGUUAGGAACUGGUGGUUUUGGAAGUGUUUACAAAGGUGUCAUUUCCUCGGAUCCUCCCAUGAUCUUAGCAGUAAAAAAGAUCUCAGCAACUUCAAGACAAGGUGAAAAGGAGUAUUUGGCAGAAAUAUGCACCAUAGGGCGUAUGCGGCACAAGAACAUAGUGCAACUCCAAGGCUGGUGCCACGAGCGCGAGAAACUUCUUUUGGUUUACGAAUACAUGCCCAACGGCAGCCUUGAUUGCUACAUCGGCAGGCGCUUUCUUGACUGGAACACUAGGUACAAAAUAUUAACAGGCCUGGCAUCAGCAUUACUUUACCUCCAUGAGCAAUGUGGCCAUCCUAUUGUUCACCGAGAUGUUAAGCCGAAUAAUGUAAUGUUGGACUCCGAUUUCAAUGCUCAUUUAGGCGAUUUCGGCCUUGCAAGAUUGCUCAGAAGCGAUUCUGCAGUUACAACAAUGCUUGCUGGCACUCCAGGAUACUUGGCUCCUGAAGUAGCUUACACAGGAAAGGCUGCUCCAGAAUCUGAUGUCUAUAGCUUUGGCAUGGUUGUAAUAGAAGUCGUGACAGGACAACGGUCAAGGGGUAUUUUCGAAGAAAAUAGUUUACUAGAUUAUGUAUGGAGUUUACAUGGAAGAAAAACAUUGCUCAAAGGUGUUGACCGAAAGCUAGAAGGCAAGUAUGAUGAACAACAAGUGAAGAGGACAUUACUUGUUGGACUUGCUUGCUUGCAUCCUGACACUAAGAGUCGUCCGACUAUUAGAAAAGUAGAGCAGAUUUUCUUGAACCCCGAUGAGCCUCUGAUGGAGGUGCCAGAAUCGAGGCCAAAUGCAAUUUUUGUGCCACUCUCUUCCUCUGCUUCAACCACAAGGUCUGCAACUGAUUUUGGGUCUAAAAGUGACGAUCUCUUGUUGCAGUCAACCCCUGAAGAGAUGGUCCUUGAUGAGAUUGUUGUCCACCAUGAAGAUUCUGACAUAUAAAGGGCUCUUGUGGGUGUUGAAGAUAGAAUUUUACUUCCAUUUCCUUAUUUCCAUCUGCAUUUUGUGUACGUUUUUCAGCUGUUAAUUUUAUCGUACAUCUUUUUUUGUACAUACAUUUAUAGGUGAGGAAAAAAAAAGAGGCAGGAGAGGACAGGAUGCUACAUAACUUAAUGUUUGUUUGGAGUUAAAGACUCUGACUCUUUC